GUCAUUUUUGUCUCCGAGAUUAAAAAACAGACCUUUAGUUUCUUAUAAUAGCAGUAUUUUAAAUAAUGUUAGUUUCUAUAAAUAAAAUAAGCUUUCUCACCCCUCAGUGUGAUAAUCAAAUAAAAACACUACAGAAGUUACAUUAAGUUGACGUAGUUGCGUGUUUGGUUUGAUAAAAGUAAAAUAUGGAACCCGUAUCAUAUUUUAGCCUGCCAAUUGUAGAUUCCGAAUCAACGGAUUUAACUCUUAGAAUAAGGUCCCAUGAGGGUGGUUACGAUGAGGUAUUGGCACAAUUCCUCUCUGGUGACGAGCCUCUGGAGGAACCUGACUUAAAUGGACCAACUACACUGCACUGUGAAAUUUGUCGUAAACAGUUCGAUAAUGCGAAAAAAUACUAUGGACAUUUACGUGUGCAUUCCAAAGACAAUCUCUGGACCUGUGAUCAAUGUCCUGAUCAAAGAUUUUCAACAAAGCAACAAUUGAUGAAACAUAGCCUGGUUCAUCAUCCUUUGGAACGUGUUUGGAGGUGCCCUCAAUGUAGUAUGGCAUUUGAAACCCUGUGGCGGCUUCAACAGCAUCUCUUUGCAAAACAUUUAGACUACAGACCACAUAAGUGUGAUGUAUGUGAAAAAGCCUUUCAUAAAUUGUCUGAUCUCAAGAAACACAAAGCAGUCCAUACUGAUGAAAGAAAACAUGGAUGUACAGAGUGCACAAUGAAAUUUAAAGAUAAAUCUAAUUUAAAAAGGCACAUGCUGACACACAAUAAAGAGAAACCAUUUUGUUGUAAUGGCUGUGGAAACAGAUUUAAACAGAUUGCAUCUUUGAAGCGCCAUAAACAAAAUUGUUCUUAUAUAAAACAUACUACAGAAGAUAAGGCAAUAAGGAAGAAUUACUGUAAGGUUUGUGGGAUGACAUUCCAGUACAAUAGUGCCUUAUUGGAACAUAGUGUGAGAGAACAUUCUACAACAUCAAACAUUGAGAAAUCUAAUCAAAUCACAAUAGAUACUAGGACUGAAGAUAAUAUUGUAGAUGACAUUUUAUCUGCAGAAGAUGAUUACAUGACUAUGUCUACACAAAAUGGCCUUCUCAAUGGGUACCAUAGCAUGCUACCAGAGCCACCUGUUAACAAUAUCACAGAGAUGAAUAAUUUACAUAUGCUUGAUGAAGAACUCCUUUAUAGUGAUAUUGACUUUGAAAAUUUUCCAAAUAAUCAUAUAUUUAAUAUGAAUACCAAUGAUAUAGAUUACAGUAGUACUGAUAGAAGUGCAGAAAUACAAUUUGAUCUUGCAGAUUAUGGUAGAAGUAUAGAUCAAGACAUAAUGAAUGCACUUUAUCACGCUAAAGCAGAAAAUUUUCCUGAUGAAUUUUUAAAUCAUUCUGAUGUGACCAAUUUUACUGAGAAACCUGAGGAUCUACUAGAAAAUCCUACAGUCUCUGUAAAUGAAUGUGCUACAAUUUUCGAAAGUGAUGUGGAUUUAGAAGCAAGUGCUAAUUUAACUGCUAAUUUAAAUCAAUUGAUAGGAGACAAUAAUGUUCAAUAUAUUUCAACAGAGGAUGAUGAUACCUUUAUAAUUAGUUUAAAAAGUGAAAUAGAUGCUGAGCAAUUGACUGAUAUGUUAAAUAUAGGCGUAGAGUUAGCAGAGGAGAACAACAAAACAUCAGAUGAUUAUAACACAGAAAGUUUAUCUGAUGUGGACAAUUCUGAGAAUGUAGUCUGUAGUGAUGAACCUAUAGUGAUAAAAAUCCAAGAGCCAGCAGAAAAUGUGUCCUGUAUUGCAUCUUUUGAAAAUGAAAAUAAACAAGCAAUGAAGACUAAAACAAAAAAGAAACUAAUUUUUGCCUGUCGCCAUUGUAAUAAAGUUUUCAAUAAAAGAGAUAAUUUUAAAUCACAUAUAGCCACUCAUGAUUCGUCGCUACGUCGCCAUAAGUGUUCGGUGUGUGAGGCGCGGUUCAGCUACCGCUCCACGUUGAACAAACACUUCGCAUCUCUGCACGAACCGCGCGUGUGGAACGCUCAUACCUGCGACAUCUGUGAUAAGCAGUAUCGCGCUAAUUGGAUGUUGGUAGCCCACAUUCAGCGAGAUCACGAUGGCUUAACACCGUAUGAAUGCGACAAAAAAGGUUGUGGAAAGAAGUUCUUCAAAAAAUGUGACUUGGUUGUACAUAAGAGGUAUCAUACCGGCGAGCGGCCGUACGCGUGCGAGGUCUGCCAGCGACGAUUCCCUCACCCCUCGCACCUGAGGCGGCACGAGCGGGCCGUGGAUUGUACCAAGUGGGCUAAAAAGUUUUAAAAUGUUCCAGUGUGACCUGAAGAUACGAAAUACUCAAAAGAAUGCUAUUUUUUUAAGUUUGAAAAUAUGCGUAAUAAUUUUACAAUGGAUAGUCGUAGAUUAGAUAUUUUUUUGCUUCAAGAUUAAAAUGUCUAACACCGCGAAACGUCUAAUGAGCAGAAAGCCUAAUUAGCAAAAUGUUCAUGUAGCAAAACGUAACCAACUCUCAGAUGCCUAGAUGGUCUAUGAAGUCGAACGUCUAUUUAGCAAAUCGCUAUUUUUAAAAUCAUGUCACAGAAAGUAAAACUCAUUAAUAAACUUGUGGAAAUUUAUUUGUUAUAAAAAAAUGUGUUGAUAUAUACAGACAUUUUGAAAAUAUGAAGAUUUUCUAAAUAGACGUUCUGCUAUAUAGACCGUUUGAGAGUUGGGACUUUAUGCUACGUAGACAUUUUGUUAAUUAGGCUUUUUGCUCAUUAGACGUUAAGCUACUUAUACCUUUUUUAUAUAUUGAAUAAAAUCGGGAGCGCAUCAGGUGCUACUAAACUUGAUCCUAUGAAAUUUGAACCUUGAGUACUGGAUAUAAGAUACAAAAUAGUCGCGGUGACUUGAUAAGCUAUUGAAUGUACUUCCCAUUAAACUUUGAUAUUGCAUACAGGUAUAGAUGCAAAUUAAACCAAAGAUUAUUUUGUUGGUCGUAUAACAUUCUUAAGGAGUCUAACGCAUUUUUCACUUUUUACAGUAUUUUCUUUGUGAUAUGAUUUUCAUAAGUGUUUUUUUUAUAUGGCAAUCAGGUAUUGUAUACAUCCUAUUUUAUUGUUUUAAGUAUGGACACAAAUUUACGCCGAGGCCUUGCUUACGCAUUUGUUUUAAAAAUGCAUGUAAAUAUUAUGUACAUUCAUAUGAAAACCUGUGAGAUGUUGCGUUAUAUGCAACCUAUUCGUAAUUUUCACUGAUAAAGUUGUAUUUCCUGUAUAUAACUAUUGUGUAUGAAAUAAAAAAAUAUACACUU
Messenger RNA from Chilo suppressalis (striped riceborer), 3279 nucleotides. The record is from the annotation of a GenBank genome assembly. NCBI's taxonomy places the organism in Eukaryota, Metazoa, Arthropoda, Insecta, Lepidoptera, Crambidae.